Camelina sativa (false flax) is the source of this 913-nucleotide messenger RNA. RefSeq names its product 10 kDa chaperonin 1, chloroplastic. The record is from RefSeq and is a predicted model, not a curated record. Gene Ontology annotation, molecular function: ATP binding; metal ion binding; protein-folding chaperone binding. Gene Ontology annotation, cellular component: mitochondrion; chloroplast. Lineage: Eukaryota; Viridiplantae; Streptophyta; Magnoliopsida; Brassicales; Brassicaceae.
GAAGAAAAGAGGUUCGUCAAUAAACAAACAAAACACAGCAAGAACGAACGAGUCUACCUACUCUACUUCCCAAGUCCCAACCUAAUAACUCCGCCGUGUCGUGUGACUUCAUCGAGUAAGGAACUUAUCCCAAUGGCUUCUACUUUCGUAACAGUACCUAAACCCUUCUUGUCUCUUUCCAUCAAAACCAAUGGUCCUCCUUCUCUACCUCACCAGACGAGCCUUCUCGGAUUUCGAAGAAACUCCCUUAGAAUUAACGCCGUCUCCACCAAAUGGGAACCGUCAAAGGUUGUUCCACAAGCAGACAGAGUCCUUGUCCGUCUUGAAGUGCCUUCUGAGAAAUCCUCAGGUGGAGUACUGUUGCCUAAAUCAGCUGUGAAAUUCGAGAGGUACCUAACAGGCGAGGUUGUCUCUGUUGGGUCUGAGGUCGGGGAAGUAGGACCUGGCAAGAAGGUUGUGUUCUCCUAUAUGAGCGCCUAUGAGGUUGAUUUUGGAACCGAUGCUAAGCAUUGCUUUUGCAAAGAAAGCGACUUAUUAGCAAUCGUCCAGUGAAAUCUGAAGAAAGCGACUUAGUUUCAUGAUCAGUGAACUGUGCAUUCAAUGGUGGUAUCAUCUACCAAAGAGUUUCAGGUUUUGUUUUUUCUUGUAAUUUCAGUGACAACAUAGAUGUUCUCUUGUUUGAAUCUCUUGUUUCUGACACUAGAUUCUGCUCACAAGCCAGAAUGUAAGAGCUCAAAGUGUUGAAUGGGAACAUGGAGAUUGAUCAGAAAACGAAAUUGUUAUGAGUCAACAAUAUUCCCAAACAGAAUUCGUUUUCUUUGCAACUUUCUCAUAGGAGAGAUAAAACCUUAUAUGUUCAUAGCUUAGAUUAGUGAACAACAAAUCGAUAUUAUAAGGUUUCCUGACUUGAACU